Messenger RNA from Pistacia vera, 1503 nucleotides. RefSeq names its product UPF0481 protein At3g47200-like. The record is from RefSeq and is a predicted model, not a curated record. Lineage: Eukaryota; Viridiplantae; Streptophyta; Magnoliopsida; Sapindales; Anacardiaceae. The transcript is spliced from 2 exons. The coding region runs from base 113 to 1393 and encodes 426 amino acids.
GGGAUACCAUUAGUUUAUGGGGCAUUUCUCUGCGAUUAAAAUAUAUAUUUGAGAGGAGGAGCUCUGGUGCUGUCAACUACUUAUUAAUUUUUUGGCCAAAAUAUUCAGGAAUAUGGGUUUGAAGAUGAGUAGUACUGCCGCCUGUAAAGAUGAGGACCAGAGCAAAGAUUUGCUAAUUGAUAUCAUUGAAGAAAACUUAUCAGAUCCUGAGCCUACUCUUCAGUGUUAUAUUUGCAGGGUUCCUAAGAGCAUUCGCAGAAUAAAUGAAGAAGCCUACACUCCUCGGUUUGUUUCAAUAGGUCCUCUUCACCACGGUAAAGAAGAAUUAGCUUUCAUGGAAAGACAGAAAAUAAAGUAUAUGGAAAGUUUUCUCAAGCGAAUAACAGUUGAGAAAUGUGACGAACUUUUAAGCUUCAUAGAAAACAACGAACAGCGAAUUCGUACUUGUUAUGCAGAGGUCAUUAAAAUGGAGAGUGAUGCAUUUAUAACCAUGAUUCAACAUGAUGCUAUCUUCAUCCUCGAGCUUUUCCUAAGGAGUUACCAUAACGAUAGAAGUGACAAUUUUUUGUUAAAGAUUCCAACAACAAGGUUUUCCCUAAAGAUGGAUUUGCAGCUACUUGAAAAUCAACUUCCAUUCUUUGUCCUCGAGGAAUUAUACAAUUUAGCUUUUGAAACUCCUACCUUCAGGGAUCUUUCUCAUAAAUUCUUAUGUUUAUCCAAUACCUUACCCACUGAGAUGGUGGUUAAACAUUUCACUGAUUUGAGAAGAAGUACUCUCUUCAAAAAUUUCCCACGGAGAAAGGAGUUAGAGCAAGGGUUCAUUUCAGAUUUACCUUGUGCAGUAAAGUUGCACGAGUCGGGAGUGAAGUUUAAGGGUAUUGCAAGAACAUCGUUACUCGACAUAAGAUUUAAGAAGCGAAAGCGGCUGAUUUCAUACUUUGAAGUUCAUGAAUUGCAAAUACCUCAUUUGGUAGUGGCUGAUUAUGGGACAGAACGUUUGCUUCGAAACAUAAAGGCUUUGGAGCAGUGUCAUUAUCCAUCGAAUACUCGAGUUUGCAAUUACGUGAGGUUAAUGGAUUAUCUUAUUAAUAGUGAGAAAGACGUGGAUUUGCUUGUUGGAAAGGGGAUAAUUAGAAAUCGUCUGGGGGAUAAUAUUUCUGUAGUGAAUUUGUUCAACAAACUUAGCUUACAAAUUCAUAGAAGUAGGUCAUGUUAUUAUAAAACCAGCAUGGAAUUGAAAGCACACUAUAACAAUCCUUGGAAUCAUACCAAAGCAACGUUAAAAAGUGUGUACUUCAAGGAUCUUUGGCGAGGCACCGCCACUGUUACAGGAGCUGGGAUUGCGUUGCUCACUCUCAUUCAAACCAUAUGUUCUGUGAAGCAAAUUAUGUAAUACCUGUAGGUGUAAUAUUGCGUUUUGGAAGUUUGUUAUUCUAAUAGUUUUUCAAUGUAAUAUCUUCCAUCAUUUCUAAAUUCUUAAUACAAUAAGAAUGCUUAUCAUCU